CCUGGGCGGAGAAACCAUGCUACGGGAAACCAUUAGAGGAGCACUUAGCGCUCAGCGGGAGAGAUAUUGCCUUUCCCAUCGAGGCCUGUGUCACAAUGCUGCUGGAGUGUGGCAUGCAGGAGGAGGGUUUAUUCAGAGUCGCUCCAUCUGCCUCCAAACUGAAGAAGCUGAAAGCGUCUCUGGACUGCGGGGUGCUGGAUGUUCAGGAGUACUCUGCAGACCCACACGCCAUCGCAGGUGCAUUGAAGUCGUACCUGCGGGAGCUUCCUGAGCCCUUGAUGUCGUACGAGCUCUACAACGACUGGAUCCAGGCCUCUAACAUUCAGGAUCAGGACAAGAGACUGCAGGCUCUCCUCAGCGCCUGUGAGAAACUACCGCCGGCCAACAACAACAACUUCAAGUAUUUGAUCAAAUUCCUCUCCAAACUGACUGAUGACCAGGAUGUGAACAAGAUGACGCCUGGAAACAUCGCCAUCGUCCUCGGACCGAACCUGCUGUGGAUGAACAACGAAGGAAACAUCACCGAGAUGAUGACGACAGUUUCCCUGCAGAUCGUCGGUAUCAUCGAGCCGAUCAUCCAACACGCCGACUGGUUCUUCCCCGGAGAAAUCGAGUUCAACGUCACCGGGAACUACGGCAGCCCGGUCCACACGAACCACAACGCAAACUACAGCUCAAUGCCGUCACCAGACAUGGAUCAGGUGGAUCGAAGGCAGAACGACCAGAGUCGACGCCCGCUCAGCGUCGCCACUGAUAACAUGAUGCUGGAGUUCUACAAGAAGGACGGCACUCUGAAGAACAAGGAGCUGUCGCCUGUGAUCGGGCAGAAGGGAACGAUGACCUCUUGUGGACAGACAGAUCACAGCCCGCACUCUCUGAGGAGGGUGAAGAAAGCAGCCCCCAUCCCUCCUAAAGUCCCGUACAGUCAGACAGGAGCCAUGUCCGACCAGUCCACAGGUCAGCCGUCUCCGGUCAGCCUGUCUCCCACUCCUCCCAGCACCCCCUCCCCGUACGGCUUCAGCUACCCGCAGGGCUACGCCACCAUCGGCUCCCCGGGGCAGUCCGUGAUGGCCACCACCCCGUCUCUCUCCUCUCCGCCCUCGCUGGCCGGGACCCUCACCAAGGCCAGGCCGACACCCAAACCGCCACGGCAGAGGCCCAGCUUACCGCCACCUCAGCCCCCCUCCACGCCCGGCACCAGUCCCCAACCUCUGGAGCACUCGCCGGGUCUGCUGGAUGGUUUAUCACCGGGGGAGAGCAUGUCCACAGAUGCUCUCUGCAACCUGGACAUCCCCGUCAUCGACGUGGACCUGGACGGUAUUUUUGACUUGCCCCACAUCUCCCCCUUCAGGAACUCAGUGGCGCUGUUCGGGUCGACCAACUACAAAGCAGAGUCGGAGGAGGAGUCUGAGAGCACAGUGCUAUGACGCCACUGAGUUCCCUCACAACUUCUGCUACUGCUGCACCGUCUCGCUCUGAAAAAAAAGAAACAAACACACACACCCCGACACUCAUUCACCGACCUUUUACCUCUCAAGCUGCAUCACAUCAACCUCGAUCUGGAAGUCUUCAUCACCCAAACGCAUCUCCUCCAAAAAAUAAACACACACGGUUCAAGUCAAAGAAAACACAAAAGAAAUCACGAGGUCUUUGGGACGCUGUCGGCAGGAAACUUAUCAUCAGACGCACAUUUCUCCAUUUUUGUGUAAGCUGGAAACAUGUUUUUUAAUUUAAUAUUUUAUGUUC
Notolabrus celidotus (New Zealand spotty) is the source of this 1746-nucleotide messenger RNA. RefSeq names its product rho GTPase-activating protein 44-like. Gene Ontology annotation, molecular function: GTPase activator activity. Gene Ontology annotation, biological process: signal transduction; positive regulation of GTPase activity; modification of dendritic spine. Bases 96 to 1427 code for a protein of 443 amino acids. The transcript is spliced from 10 exons. Gene Ontology annotation, cellular component: leading edge membrane; dendritic spine; postsynaptic density. NCBI's taxonomy places the organism in Eukaryota, Metazoa, Chordata, Actinopteri, Labriformes, Labridae. The record is from RefSeq and is a predicted model, not a curated record.